This is a messenger RNA of Microcebus murinus (gray mouse lemur), 2454 nucleotides long. The record is from RefSeq and is a predicted model, not a curated record. Lineage: Eukaryota; Metazoa; Chordata; Mammalia; Primates; Cheirogaleidae.
UCAGGCCUUGAACUCAGCCAUGGGCCCCAUACAGUUACAUUAUUGCUGUCUCCACUAAACUCGAGGCACUUAUUGGAGGGAGAUGAAACGUGCGCAUUUUAAAGAACUGGAGCACAGGCUGUAGGCGUCGCCGUGGUGUGCGUGGGACAGGGAGGUACGAAAGCGGGAGGCAGUGAUGGUGCGGGAGUGGCAGGGCUGGUCCCAGCGAGGCAAGGAAGAGGCCAGGCUUGUUCUGGCCUUUCGUGCUGGCACUUGUCCUGGCGUCUUUCUUGUCCCACCCUCAGGCCUGGGUGCCCCCGCGCUCGUAUUUCCCCAUCCAAACCCGCUCGCAGGGCAAAGGCCCUCGUUCAGGAAAACUUCAGUUGUUGCAAAGCAAAGCUCUGAUCUCUCUGGUGUAACGAGCGUGUGUCCUCCGUGGGAUGAUGCCACCAACUGUGAAACAAAGCGCUAUACCCAUAGCGACGUCUUAUUAAAGAGGACAUUCCUGGCACGUUUCCUCGGAGAUGUCAGUUAUAAGCCAGAGUCCUGUGUCAGCAGUGGAAAAUCUGCAUCGCAGAAGGGAAGAAUCAUGUGGCUUCUCUCUGUCCUGUGGCGACGGCAGGAGUGUUUAAAGUGUGUCCGAGGGGAGAGUCACCUUCGGCAUGGUGUCCCUGAGGAGCGAACUGGAGACCUGGCUGCCUGGGCAGUGACAGGGGCGCCGAGAAGGCUCUGCUGCCUAAUUUCACUGUCGUGUGUCGCGGUGGCGUCACAUGCCGCAUUUCCUUUCUGUGGGGUGUCUGCAGAAACUGGGGCGCACACAGACAACGGUAUCAGAAUUGAGGCGUGGGGGUUAGGCUGCAUGAAAUGAAUUCCAAUAUUUUGAAACUAGAAAGAUGGGUUCUUCCCAUGAAGUGAUAUCUGCAUUCAAAAGAAGAGCAAAGGUGACCUUGGGACCGGAGGGAAGAGGAGUCAGGCAAGGUCAGCGUGAGGCUGGGGGCGGGGAGAGCAGAGUGGAGGGCCAGCUCCGACUUGGGGACAGCCAGUUCCGUCUUGGGCACAGCGGAGAGACUGCGCUGGCUGAACACAUAAUCAUUUCAGGACUUUUCAUUUGUACUUAGACUUUGGCUUGUAGAGAACUAUUUCCUUUUUCUUCCUCCCUGGGUUUCAGCCCUGAGUCUCCGCCCAGCUAUCAGCAGGGAGAGAGUCCCCAAACAAGUGGCUGGUACUGGGGAUAGAUUUGUGUUAAUUGUAUCCAGACUGUUCUACCCAGUCUCUCUUGUGAUUAUGGGCAGGAAAUUCCAAGACAGACGGUUCGCUUUCUCCACAUGCUGUGUGACAAUGGAAAUGAGCAAAGGUCCCGGACCUAUGGGAGGACUGAGAGGGGACGGUGGCCUUGUUAACCCUCGGCUCUACCUGACUGGGUUGGUGCUGGGUAAGGUAAUUUGACGUGUCAGAGCAAACAUGUGGCAAGACCACGCCUACAAAAACAACUUGAUUUCCAAAAUUCUGAAAUAUGAAAGAUUUUUUUCUUUAAGUGGAUAGAAGUCAGGGAAAACUUUAUGUCUCUUAAACUAGCAGGAACACUUGGCGACUUUGCUGUCAGCUUAAGAGUGUGUUGAUAAAUUUAAACAGGACUCUUCCUGUUUUGGAGAACCUAAAAAUCACCAUGAAAUGAUUAGCAGAAUAUUUAUAGAGAACUAAUGCUUCGGGAGAUGUCUGAAAUAAAAUAUAUGUUUGGGUUUGUGGAAAGUAAAAUAUUAUGACAAUCUCAGAAAAAUUUUUAUUGAAGACUAAGUACCCACAGUGAGAAAAGGCAUGCAUAUUUAUUGAGCAUCUACUAUCUGCUGAGAACUUUAUAUACAUUUCUCACUUUAACCCCAGUGCAACCUUGGAGGUAGGUUCCAUCCACGUUUCCCAGAAGAAGGUAAGCAGGCUCAGAGUGUUUCAGUAAUCGCCAAGGUCUGACGCCCGCAACUAGUGGAACUGAGGUUUGACGCAUCCCAUCAAGCCAGUUACCCACUGCACUUUAGCCACACAACAUAGAUUCUAGACUCCUUCCACCUUGCGGCUCUACUGUAAUCUCCUCCCCUCUUAAAUUCCCCCAGCAGCCAUUGCCUAUAGAACCACAUGUUGACUGACACAUACUACUUUGCGAUGGGUUUCUAUUUUUUAACCCCUAUUUGAAAUUUUGUUAUUUCAUGUUUUACAUGUCCGUAUCUUUUCCCUUUAGUAAAUUAUAAGUCCUGAGAGGACAUUGACCUUGACUGUUGUGUCUCCCAGGGCAUUUUGUGAAUAAUCGAUGCUCAGUUACUACCUAUUGAUUUGAUUUUAAUGAGUGUGAGGGAGAUAAUGUCUUUGACGUAGUUGACCGGCAAUAAAAGUCAUAGCCAAAAUCAUCUUAAGGCAUUUAAGGUACUCUUCUUUGGGAUUUCUGGCAAUUCCCACACCCAUGUUGUUAGAGAUUGAGGGAGACUA